AUGGGCCUGGUAAACGCCGUUUACAGCUGGCCCUCCGUGAAAGCUCUUUACUUUACCGUUUUCUCUAUGAACCUGGCCGGGAUGCUCGCCCUCGUUCUGGCUAUUUUAUGGGCCGUACGAUUCGAGAGGGGUUUCGGCGAUCAUCUGAACCUCAUCGCUCCAGGUGACGGUCACGCGUGGACCGCGGUGAUCAUCCUCGCGGCCCUUUCCUGUUCCCCUGCCUAUUUUCUGGGUAUAAAAUGCUGGCUGCUGCUGCGGCUGGAGCCGGCUAGAGACGAUCUGGAACAAGACCAGCAGAGGGUCGACGGAGCCGUGGACCCCCACGAGGUGAACAGGCUCUUGUUCCUCCACGUAGUCGCCUGCCUCGUCUCGGGAUUCCUGAUCGCGAUCCUGAACGCGACGUAUCUCGUUCUGUCGAGCGGAUUCCAACAGAAGUGCAGGGACGGACUGGCGGGUGCUAUCGAGAGAUACAGCAGCGAUAUCGCCGUCAAGAUGAGGGUGGACGCCGUGCAAACGGAACUCGAAUGCUGCGGGGACAACAGUUACGAGGAUUGGUUCCGCGUCCCGUGGCUGAGGGUCUCGGCGGACGGAUCGGAGGAUGCCGAGACGGGUCCUCGGCUAGAAGAGCCAUCGGCAGUCGAAGAGCGCGAGGAAGAAUCCACGACACCCGUAGACGUCCCGUUCUCCUGUUGCUCCAACGACAUCCCCAGGCCCUGUGUUCAUCACGAUGUCAUGAGUCCUAGCGCCGUGUACAAUUACGAUCCUAAGCAUUUAACCAUCGCGACCGAGGGAUGUAGAUCGAAAAUUAUACACCGGGCCGAAGUCAUCAGGAUAUACCUGGCGGGAUAUCUCGCUUUGUCGUCUUUGUAUCAGAUGGUUUUAUCGGUCAUGGCGCGAUUCCUACAAACUGCCCACAGUAAUGAACUAUACUUAGGACCACAGAAAACCCGUUACCACGCUUGGAUAUUCUUCAAGCCGGACGACUUGUCCGGUCAUACGAGAACCGUCUAUCCGCGGAGAAGACGAUCGAGACGAAUGUUACCGGUCUCGUCCAGAAAGGGUUCCGACCAAGAAAACGCGAGUACACGACGCUGUAAGAACAGGAGGAGUGACACAAAAGUCACGACGAAGAUACGAUCGAAGAUCUCGAACGUUAAAUCGAAGAGUCUGCCAGCCGUGAAGUCGGUCUUCUCGUCGAAGGAUUCGCGAGGGAAAAGAGUCGCGCGGCGAUCAGAAGAAGAGAUCGACGCGGAAGAAGAAGAGAAGCUUCUUCCAAAUCGCGUAGCAAAAUCGGAGGUCGUCGUGACGAGGGAUCACCGGUCGGUCUUCUCCCUGACAUCGAACGACGCGUCGAUCGGCUUACCGCCUCCGCCGCCUCCACCCCCGUUUUCGAUAGUUCUGGACGUGGAGGAUGAACGGGACGAAGACCAGACACCUGUCGAGAAGACCGCGCUUUCGAGGUCUUCGAGAACCGAGACCAUCGUCGAUCGCGCGUUUAAUCGGAACAUACUGGCGAACCUGAACUCCGGCAGACGAAUAAAGGUAUUGGAAAGAUUCGGCGCGAUCUGGGAACGCAGCGAUCGAAAUCCGCGACACAGAGAGAGCGGAGGAGCCGACAAUUCGGACGGCAGUAGAUGCGGCUCGAGAUCGGUUGUUACGAAGAGGAGUCGUACGAAGGCGAGUUCUACGGAUAUUUACGACAGAUUCCGCGGUACUCUGCAACACACUUUGGCCAGAAGAGAAGCCGUUCGCGUCCGAAGGGAGUUCAAGAAUAUUCAUGGUCCCGCGGUCGAGAGAAACUCGAACGUCAGACGAAGCAACGUCGUAGCGCGACUCAAGUGCAACGACGUCCCACCGUCUUAUCGUCUGUUGGCGAACAUAGACAGAGUUCGGAAGAGGAACUCGCAAGUACCGCAGCGCGUGCCUCUUCCGCCACCUCCCUUGCCGCCGGUACCGAAUCCGUGGACUCGAGAGACAAAGGUGUCACCGCGAGAGCGACGACGAUGUAGCGUGUGCAAUCGUCCUGUUCAACCAAGUCCGAGCUCUUCCGGCGGAUCUCUCGUCGAGCCUCCUCGGGACGUUCGAUGGUUCCGCGAUCCACCUAUGAGAACGGCAAGAGAGGAUUACGCUGCUCGGGACGGAUCCGCUUUCGUCUCGGAAGCUUUCCAGCACCGGUGGCCGCCUGUAAAACAUUCUUAUAGGCAUCGCUCGAUGAACGAGUCGUAAAAACGCGUAGAUCACAAAAAUGUGCGCUGUGCUCACAAAAAGUAUUCGUUCACCGUCGUAUUUAUUUUAU
This is a messenger RNA of Ceratina calcarata, 2296 nucleotides long. RefSeq lists its product as uncharacterized. Lineage: Eukaryota; Metazoa; Arthropoda; Insecta; Hymenoptera; Apidae. The transcript is spliced from 4 exons. Bases 1 to 2226 code for a protein of 741 amino acids. The record is from RefSeq and is a predicted model, not a curated record. Gene Ontology annotation, cellular component: membrane.